UGGCAUGCAUUAUACUUCAAAAUUCAUAAGCAUUUCGUUUUUCCAAAUCCUAUUUCUGAGUUGACUAUCUUUAACCCUGCACUCCCGACCAUGCCAAUAGUACCAAUUUCCAACAUUCGCUCGAUUCGACCGAAUUCUCUCCAGGGUCUGGAAUUCUUAUACGUUCCAUUGCAUUAUAGUGUGCACGUUACCACGACUUUGAUUUCGUCCAUCGGGAACUUCUUGUACCGCCUGUGGUCGCCACCCUUGAGAAGUUGUUGACCCCAAAGUUCUAAGCGCGAUGCAUUUCACAUUUCAAAACAGAAAGUUUUCUAUACGAAAGUUAUUUCUAAACGGACUCCACAGUGCCAGUGUAGAAGAAGCCUUAGCAAAUAAGAGGUAAAAGAAGCCAGACUUGGACACCAAAUGGAAUGCGAAGCCGCGGGUGCAGCAGAUGAAAAAGAUGUUAGCCCAAGUGGAUGCUGAAGUAAAGUACAAAGAGGACAAGGGUCCAUGACCAGGACCAGUCUGGACUUUAGGCGCUGCCAUGGAUCGGGAAGGGGUCGAGGAGAAGCAGGGCGAUGAGAAUUCGAGAAGGGGCAGCAUCAUCAGCAACAGCAGCAUAAACAAAGCGACCAUCAGAGCUCCAGGAAGGGAACAACCAUGCACUCAAGGAAACCAAACGAAUGUUUAAAUAUCUAAAUAAUUAAGAUUACUUUUACAUUUUGGAUAUUUAUUAAUACUCUGUAAAUUCCAUAAAUAAAAGAUUAUAUAAAUUGCA
This is a messenger RNA of Drosophila erecta, 760 nucleotides long. RefSeq lists its product as uncharacterized. The transcript has a single exon. Lineage: Eukaryota; Metazoa; Arthropoda; Insecta; Diptera; Drosophilidae. The coding region runs from base 91 to 261 and encodes 56 amino acids. The record is from RefSeq and is a predicted model, not a curated record.